AUGGCAACAGACGAAAUUACACAACGCAUUCUCCGCAUCUCGGACAUUGAUAAUGAACCUCAAGAGAUACUCGCGCCAAUUCAUAGCUAUGAUCAAAUGCCAUUGAUGUCACUUGAAGAAGCCGUACAACCACUCGUUCCUAUUCUACCUGCAGUACAAGAUUAUGCUUAUAUGGCCAAAGAAAAAUGCAAGAAACCCGAAGAUGGUUUGACACAAGAUGAGUCAGCUUCGAUUAUGCUCUACUCGAUGGGAUGGGAACCACUCGAACAAUGUCUAUAUUUUGCUUUGAAUGCCGCACUUCGAUCAGCAGAUAGACAAAAUCUUGAUCCAUGGUACCUCUAUCUCAAAUUGAUUCAAACUGCACUCUCACGUCUUCAAUCUCAACAUCGAUUUGUCUAUCGAGGCGUUAAAACAGAUUUGAGUGAUCGCUAUCGA
Molecule: messenger RNA, 435 nt
Organism: Rotaria sordida
Lineage: Eukaryota; Metazoa; Rotifera; Eurotatoria; Philodinida; Philodinidae
Source: the annotation of a GenBank genome assembly